CUCUGACACUAUAGAGAGAGAGAGAUAACGGGAGAGAGAGAAUACAGAGAGUUCAGAUUAACCGUGGAGUGUACUGACGAACUCUCGGAGUGAAUCACAAACACUGGACUCUAAAUCAAACAGUGGAGUAUUAUUUAUCUGACAGCUUUUCAUCGCUACCUGUCGGUCGCCUCAGAAUCAGAUAGCCCAUGUCGUCUGCCAGUGAGCUGUGUACGAUCCUGACCAACGCUAACAUGACCAUGUACCAGACUGGGAGCUCAGAGCCCCUGCAGCCGCUACAGCCCAGCCUCACCACCGUGUCUCUGCCCGCCAUAGGAGACCUGCUGCAACUCUCAGACCUUUCCUCAUGCAGUUCCAAUAUACUGGCUCAAUGGUAUGACCUGAACCCUCAGUACUGGAGCAAGCAGAACGUGUUGGAGUGGAUCAGUUUUCACGUGGAACGCAGUAAGUUUGAUGCCAGCACACUGAGCCUGUCCUACUGCUCCAUUGAUGGACCUACACUCUGCCAACUGACCAGAGAUCAGCUGUUAAACAUGUUUGGAAUGUCCCUCGGGACUCAGCUCUACCAGAGCCUGUUGGAACUCAAGGCCAAAUACGAUCUGAACGAGACCUGUAAGCUUCUGGACAACUUCCUUGAGGAGUUCCCAGACUUCCCUCUGCUCAGCACAGUAGAAGUGAACGAAGUUGUGACAGACACCAGCUAUACUGACUUCUCACACAUCUUCAAGAACUUCGAUAACAUGAAGCCGCUCAGCGAUAAUGGAUAUGAGUCCGACAGCAUGCACAGCUCCUCAUCAGGGGGAAUGCUCAGCUUCCAGAUCCCCAGCUCUCCAGAAUCCAGGAGCAGUGAGUCCGACCCAGAGUUCUCCUACCCUCAGAUAGCAAAAGGGCACAUAAAGACAGAGAGGGGAGAGACGAAGAAGAGAGGCAGAGGAAGACCUCCCAAACUCAGCCGAGACCACAAACACUUCUACCAGACCUCCACAAAGAGCAAACAUGCGCCUCGUGGGACCCACCUGUGGGAGUUCAUUAGGGACAUCCUGAUCCACCCAGAGCAGAACCAGAAUCAGGCUCUGAUGAAGUGGGAGGACCGCCGUGAGGGCGUCUUCAAGUUCCUCAAGUCUGAGGCUGUGGCCCAGCUGUGGGGGCAGAAGAAGAAGAACAGCAGCAUGACCUAUGAGAAGCUCAGCCGCGCCAUGAGAUACUACUACAAGAGAGAGAUCCUGGAUAGAGUGGACGGUAGACGGCUGGUCUAUAAGUUUGGGAAGAACUCCACCGGCUGGAAGGUGGAAGAGACCGAGCUGCAUGGCAUGUGAGAUACAAGGCAGGAGACAGGAAAGGUAGAGACCAACGGCCAAGAGGGACGAGGGUAUAAACUGGACAGACCAGUUCCCCUCAGUCCUAUUGUAGAUAGGAUGACCCACUCUCUGGAUGACAGCCCUACUCUACCUGAAAUAAUAUAAAGACACUUACUUCUCUUCUUCCAGGGGAGGUGUUGCAGAAAAUGUAAGCCAGUGUUUUUGGCUCUAGUAGGUUUUAUGAACCGAUAUAGUUAUUGUACAGUAAUAAUGUGUAAUAUGGACACCGCUCUGGGCCUACCAGUGAGUAGGUAUGAUGGUGUGUCUGUUUGUUUGUUUUCAGUUAUAUUCUCUCUAGGAUAGAUAAUAGUGGUCCUGUAUGACUGCAUGGUCUUGUACGGCUCUCUUGGUAGAGUAUGGCGCUUGCAACACCAGGAAAGUGGGUUCAAUUCCCAGGACCACCCAUAUGUAAAAUGUAUGACUGUAAGUCGCUUUGUAUAAAAGCAUCUGCUAAAUAGCAUAUAUUAUAACAAUAAAGGCAUUAAUGUUUGCAUGUAUAUAAGCACCUCACAUUGUGUGGGAGUAACUUACCUUAUGUGUCACUAUGACAACCAUAUGGGCAUUAUGAUUUUUACUGUGGCAAUGUAAGCACUGGGUAUUAUAUUCAUCUGUUUUUUUUGUUUCUAUUUUUUAUAUUAAUAUUUAACAAGCGACAGUCUACCAUUUUUAUAUGUCUAUUUGCCAAACCUCUGACUUCUAAAAUGAGCCAUUGUUAAGAAGAGCCUCAUGUUGUGUUUUACUCUUCUGGGAGUUAUGGGUAUAUAAGGGCUUGUGUUAAAUUGUAAACCUGAUAUGAAGGAGGGAGGAGACACAUGGAGGACAAACAAAAGAUAGAGAAGAGAGAGAGGGAGAAAGGGAACAAAAUGAAGGGAUACUCAUUAUAAACUAUUGGUGACAUGACGUUGUGUACUUCGCUGUUUCAGCGUGAAAGUAUAUGUCCUUUAUAGCCAUAUUAAUCUUUAUGUAUCUCACCAGACGAGACCUACGUCAAUACAGUAUGUAUUAAUAAUCAAUUUAAAACAAAAAUCAGUUUCAAACAAAUCAACAACUCAACUCCUGUUCUUUAUGAUUAUUAGUUAUGUUAUUCAGCGGGUCUGUUUCCUUCUAGAUCACUCAAUAUCAUGUGUAUGAGAAUUCAAUCUCAGAUUGUAUCGUUUGUGAUAUUUUUACACACAUGUAUGUAUGGCUUAUUGUUUUAUUUUGUACAGUUAUUAAGAGCAUUUUUACAGAAAUAAACUCUGUUUGAAAUAA
This is a messenger RNA of Coregonus clupeaformis (lake whitefish), 2609 nucleotides long. Its product is annotated as ETS-related transcription factor Elf-3-like. The transcript has 9 exons. The coding region runs from base 189 to 1316 and encodes 375 amino acids. Lineage: Eukaryota; Metazoa; Chordata; Actinopteri; Salmoniformes; Salmonidae. Gene Ontology annotation, molecular function: DNA-binding transcription factor activity, RNA polymerase II-specific; sequence-specific DNA binding. The record is from RefSeq and is a predicted model, not a curated record. Gene Ontology annotation, biological process: cell differentiation; regulation of transcription by RNA polymerase II. Gene Ontology annotation, cellular component: nucleus.